AUGAGCAGCUCCGAAGAGAAGAACAACGCGACCGCCCCGGAUGAGCGUGUGGAUGCACCAAGUGACGAGUCGACGGGUGACAAGCGUGAUGCUUCCGAUGAUGUGAGUGAUGAAGCUGCUUCGCCCAAGCGCCGUCGCACUACUACUGAAGACGCCAAUGACGAGGAGGAAGAAGUGCAGGACGCCAAUGACGAGGAGGAAGACGCUAAUGACGACGAGGAAGAAGAAGCGCAGGAAGAAGUACAGGAAGAAGCGCAGGGAGAAGACCUCUGUCAGCAAAUGGGACUCUUGGAUGGAUCUCGUCUCGAAGUGGAAUGGCAAUUGGUCAACGACGAUGACAGCAUGACGACCCGAUGGUGGGGCUGCAAACUCUUGCCUCACGAUGGACGCGUGGAAGAUGGGGUGGCGGUCCGUGUGUUGGAGUAUGAUGCUUUGGAGCCUCACUAUCCGGAGCCCUCCCGAGAAGAUGUCCUCUUUCUGAGCAGCGAAAUCCUUAUUUCUCCCGAAAGCCAAGCCGAGUUCAAGUACCGUGUCAAGGAUGUUGUUGUCGGACUCACUAAUGACCAGACACGAGAAUUCGUCACCAACAUUUUGAUGCAAGCUUUCAACCGACAGCAAGCCAGUUUCCCCCAAAUGGAUCGAGCGACGCAAGGUGCUCUCGCGGAAAGCUUUUGCCGGAAAAAGGAAGCAUUGUUGGACGCCCUCGCUGCGCAUAACAAUGGUCCUAUUAUUACUGCCGAUCGCAUUCGCGAAAUUAUGCGUCGUCAAAACUAA
Molecule: messenger RNA, 774 nt
Organism: Seminavis robusta
Lineage: Eukaryota; Bacillariophyta; Bacillariophyceae; Naviculales; Naviculaceae
Source: the annotation of a GenBank genome assembly